CUUAAAAACAUCGACGGGUACAAAGUUUAUGCCACUAUGGAUCGAUGUCAUCUGCAUUGGCCAGGAGAAUUUGGAGGAGCGUAAUCAGCAAGUUAGCAUUAUGGUCGAUAUUUACUCCCGAGCUUAUAUAGUGUCUAUAUGGCUUGGCCCCGGAACCCCCGAGUCCAACAAGGUAUUCAAAUUUGUAUCCAGGUGGCAAAUAUUGCUAUCUUUUCAGAGAAAGCUUUCUUCAUUCGGGUUAGGAUGGUUCCCUUGGGCUAUUCGUUACUCUAUGCUCUUUAUUAUGAAAUGUUCAGGCCAUCUCAAAACCAUUGCCCGCUGCUGUGACAAGGACAUUGGACGUCGGAGCUAUUGGUUGCGAAUCUGGACCCUUCAAGAAAUCGCAUCUGCAGAAUCGGAGCGUAUCGUAUUGUAUUGUGGAGACUCGCACCCAGUUAUAUACCCACUCUUUCAUGAGGCACUAGGUGGUAUUACGUCCGAGAUGUUCAAAAUCCAUACCAGCGCACAUUUGCUUGGAUGGACAAAAAAAUACACUGAAUCCCGGGAAUCCCCUUUGUCAACUCAUGCCCGAUUGAUGAUUGCUCUGACCAAGAGUGCGACAUACCCAAGAGAUAAGAUUUUCGCAAUACGGGCUCUCUUCCCUGAUGUACUGGAAACCAUCCCUGUGGACUAUUCCGUAGCCGUUGGAGACCUCUAUGCAAUGGCGACCAAAGUUAUAGUGGAGUAUAACAAAUCAUUGGAAUUCUUAAAACACCUUGAUGGUAACAGUGCAUGGACAGAUGGUCCAUCAUGGGCUGUUGACUUUUCAUUACCCG
This is a messenger RNA of Hyaloscypha bicolor E, 815 nucleotides long. RefSeq lists its product as uncharacterized. The transcript has 2 exons. The annotation marks the transcript as partial. The record is from RefSeq and is a predicted model, not a curated record. NCBI's taxonomy places the organism in Eukaryota, Fungi, Ascomycota, Leotiomycetes, Helotiales, Hyaloscyphaceae.